Molecule: messenger RNA, 1594 nt
Organism: Megalopta genalis
Lineage: Eukaryota; Metazoa; Arthropoda; Insecta; Hymenoptera; Halictidae
Product: regulation of nuclear pre-mRNA domain-containing protein 1B
Biological process (GO): mRNA 3'-end processing
Molecular function (GO): RNA polymerase II complex binding
Source: RefSeq, a predicted model, not a curated record
CUUUCUCUUUGGUUAAUUCACCACAGAAAACAUCAUCCGACCAUCGUGAAAAUCUGGUUUAAAGAGAUGUGUAAAGCAUAAAUAAACUGAAAAUCAGUUUACUUUAAAACUUCUUAAAAUGUGAUAUAUUAAGUGAAGGAUAAUCGGAAGUUAAUGUUCAUGUAUCUGGCAAAUGAUGUUAUUCAAAACAGUAAAAAGAAAGGUCCAGAAUUUGGGAAGGAAUUUGAGACGGUGUUACCAAAAGCAUUUGAACACAUGAAAAGCUUCGAUGAAAAGACAAGGGAAAGGUUAAACAGAUUACUUCAAAUCUGGGAAGAGAGAGGUGUUUAUGAUAAAGCACAAAUUGCAGAAUUUAAGACUGCUUUUGUAGAUACAUCAAAAGAUCCAGGAACACCACCUCCAAAAAAGAAAUUCAAAAAUGAAAUAGAAAAAAUAAAGAAAGAAAAGAAGGAGAGGAAGAAAUCAGAGACUGAAGUUGAAGUAGACGGAACCAAAGAGCUACAUGUUACAUUAAGUCCACGUACUCCUGCUGGAGAUCCACCAGAAACAGAGGAACUCAUCAAGGCAUUAAUGGAUUUGGAAAACACAGCAUCCUCAGACGCUGGUGUUAGAGAGCGUAUUGCAUCUUUGCCACCAGAAGUUUCUGAAGUGUCGCUUCUUGCAAAUUUAGCUGACAGAGCAGCUGCGGAUCAAUUAAGUGUUGCUGUAAACGAAGCUGCUGCAUUGUUAGCGGAUUAUAAUGGACGUUUACAAGCAGAAAUGGAAGAUAGAAGAAGGCUACUGACUAUGCUUAGAGAUUACACUUUAGCACAAAGGCAACUACUUCAACAAGCACAAACAACUUUAGAUGACUAUAAAGAGAAACUGAAAAAGGUGUGUGCAGUUAGAUCAGAAGUGAAGUCACAUAUCUCUAAUCUUCCUGACUUGACACAAUUGCCUGAUGUUACGGGUGGUUUGGCACCUCUUCCUUCAGCUGGUGAUUUAUUUUCUAUGCACUAGCACGUGAGUUUGAAGAGCACGAUAAUUGAAUUAUCAUUGAGUUCCAUGCAUAGACAAAUACGACCAUGCUAUGUUAGCUUGGUUUUUGUGAUGAAUUAUAUCUUAUAUAAUGACUUUCUACUUUUCAAUAUUUAAUAUAUUAAAUAUUGAUUGCACUUCUCGUAUUUAAUUAAAAAGAAUGAGAAAAAGAGAAGUACUGAUAAAUAAACAUAUAAAAUCAUUUUACGGAACACUUCAUUGAUAUAAAUAAAUUCAACCAAUUUAAUUAUGAACAAUUUCAAAAUUUGAGGAAUUACAAUGCCAGUAACACUCAGAUACUUUAUUUUAAUUAAAGAGUAGCCAACUCAAUAUUUUUAGUUUUCUAAUAUAAAAUUAAUAAUAUAACUGUAUAUUUUCUUUUUUUUUUAUUCAUUUUUAUAAGUAAACUCCAUAAAAGGGAAAAUAAAUUUUAGUACAAUCUCAUUUUGUGUACUAUUAAACAAAUCUAUUUAAUGGAUUAAAUAAUUUCUAAUUAUAGUGCUCACAUACUGAAGCUAUUAUAAACUACAGACAUGUAAUGAGUUUUAAUAAACAAAUCGUUCUGACAACUGUAAAA